AUGUCAUCAACAUUCGAUAGAACACCAAACAACAUGUCAACGUCAUUACGACGAACAGGUUCAGUCACUCGGAGUAGAUGCACAGUAACACCUUCCUCAACCUCGACGAAACGGAGCUCAGCUUCCUUCGCCACAUCUACAAGUAUGGACCUCGGUUCGACUUCGGCCUCGGUAGAGAGCGGUCUGAGGGACGAGACAGCAGGAUUGAGGAAGAUCAUAGAUGGAUUAAACAGGACCAACGCCUCUCUUCGCACUCGAAUCUCAGAGUUGGAAAAGCUUAUAGAGCAUAAUACUGGACCGGAAGUCGAGAGGUUAUCCAAGGAAUUAUCAACCCUGGAAGAUCUUUUUGCGGGAAGUCAGAGAGACAACGAAGCUCAAUAUGCUGAGAGUGAGAGACAGAAGUUGUAUAUCAAAGAGAUGAAGAACCUACUUAAUUCAAACCUGGGAUCUGAUUGGCAACACUCCCAUAACCUUUAUCCUCCAGCUCCAACCACUACCAUAGUAACGCCUUCUACUCCCUUACCUCCUCCUAAACAGUCAAAUGUACACAUCCUCCGUCAUUCCGUAUCGUUCUCAUCCAAACGACCAACAAGUAAACUCCAUCGUCGGGCCAGUUCAGUCAUGGACCUAGGUCACGUAAAUCUUCAAGCUGUCAAAGAAGACGAAGUGGGGAUGGAUGAUACUCCAACUGGAGCUUUGAGGAAACUGAGCGGAUCAACCUCUUCAACGAGAUUGGAAUCACUCAACAAUCGGAAGAAAGAAGAAAUGGUUGCACAGUAUGAGGAUGAUUCACAACCCAAAUUACUCACCACCAAGCAGGAUGCGCAAACCGUACCCUCCUCCACUUGCGCUCAGAAGCAACCGUCAAAUCCAGACUCGAACUUGAAUUCCAGCUCGGCUAUACUCGUACCGACGGCUCUUUCCGGUGUAGACAUCAAUCAACUGAAUCGCGUACUCCAACUCCUGUCAUCUCUUACUCCAGCCACUUUAUCAGAACUAUCUCGUUCGAAGGAGGAGAGCGAAAUAGCCGAAAGGUCCAGGCCGUAUGACGAAAAGAUUGAGAAGGAGAGGAAGGAACAUAUAGGUACGAUGAGAAAGAUGUUAGAAAACCAACAGCAACUCUUGAAGGAACGAGAAUCCAGAUUAUCAGAGAUCAUAAGAUCUGCUCAAGAGAAAGAACGACAGUAUUCUUCUUUAGCGAUAUAA
Molecule: messenger RNA, 1206 nt
Organism: Kwoniella shivajii
Lineage: Eukaryota; Fungi; Basidiomycota; Tremellomycetes; Tremellales; Cryptococcaceae
Exons: 5
Coding region: 1-1206 (401 amino acids)
Source: RefSeq, a predicted model, not a curated record